This is a messenger RNA of Cephus cinctus (wheat stem sawfly), 3044 nucleotides long. RefSeq lists its product as uncharacterized. Bases 139 to 2859 code for a protein of 906 amino acids. NCBI's taxonomy places the organism in Eukaryota, Metazoa, Arthropoda, Insecta, Hymenoptera, Cephidae. The transcript is spliced from 4 exons. The record is from RefSeq and is a predicted model, not a curated record.
AAUGACAUACGUUUUCACAGUCUGAAAAAAAGACAGUCUAGUGUAAAUUUCGGUAUGAAAUAAAUCAUUGCGCAGCUGAUAUAAGAAAUUCGGGAUAUUCCCGACGGAUUUUCCAAAUUUUACUAGUUUCCCACAAGGAUGAGUGCAUUUACAGCAUCCUCCAAUGGAAAUUUACUUCGAAGAGGACUCCUCGGUCCUCUGUCCCAGAGGAACAUAUCGGCUGCAAACGUAUGUUUAGCCCAAAAAAGUGAGAAGCACAGCGAUGGCUUCCUGUCAAAAUUGAAAGAUAUUUUCAAUCGAUCAGCAGUCUUAGAGUCUUGCAGGAAUCAUACGUCAUCCGAUGAAAUGGACCAGUACGGUACUGCCCUGCAUUAUGACCAAGCUAUACAGGGUCUCUCGGGAUUAGAUCGACAUUCGCUGCGGCUUAUUCGCUGUAGAAUAAAUCCUCACAGCAUUGGAUAUGAUCGGGGUAUCACGGCAAUGAGUUGGAUGGGCGAACCGAUAGGACUUUCAUCGAGAAAUACAAAACCGCCAAUCAGAGAACCGAAUAUGCCGGAAAAGCCUAAAAAGGAGGAGAAAAAGGAGAAGAAGCAAAAGAAGCCAGUUAUUCGAGUGGACGGUGCUGACGAAGUAACGAAUAUUUUGGAACCGGGAAGAAAGGAAAUAAGUCAUUCGGAUGAGACAAAUUGUAAUUGCCAGUGGGGAGUGAAGUUGGCUGAAAGUACCGCACGUUCUGAUAAACCUGUAUUACGGAAUAUACCGGAGUAUGUUAUUAAGCAAAAAUGGGGCGUGAACGUCAAGGAGUACUUGACUAAAGCAGAAGCAGCAGCGACUGCAGCAUCAGAAGCUGAACCCAAAGAGACGGCUAAGGACACUCGGGAAGUUGAUGCGAAUUAUGUAAAUCUUGGGAGUGCAUCGAACGCCAGGACGCGUACACACGUUACUUCAGGUGACGCUCCGCAGAGUCCAUUACAACUAAAAAAUAUUCAGGUUCAUCAAGCUGGGGAUUCCUUGGAAGCCUCGAAUCGUCGUACUGCAGACUCUACUGGGAAUGAUAUAUCCAAAGAUAUGGAAAAUGAUGACAGAAGUAUUGCCGAGAGGGCUGAGAUUCAUUCGGAAAGGUCCGAAAGUAUUGGGAAGGAAAUUAGGGAUAGCAAACAGUUUGAACGUUGCUUAGAUUGCGACUACAAUAUUCCGGAAAAUAUACCUCUGGGUGGAGAAAUUUCAGCUUGGGAAGAUGUCGCGGUAAAGUCAAAAAUUCGUGAACAUAGUCUCGCGGCAAAUAGGGCAUCCGCAAAGCCGACGAAAUCUUCGAGCAGAAUUUUCAUUCGACCCGAACCUCCUCAACCGAAAUUGGACAUAGAAACCGUAAGAGCCGCUAAUGAGUGGGAUGAUAUCGAGGAUGAGGUCAAUAGAUCUGAAUACAAAGCACUGAGGUCAAUGGAGAUCAAACGUGCCCUUAAUCGAAUGGAUCCUCUAAGUGCUUUCCGGAAAAUUGAUUAUACUACUCAAAAAAAGUUACACACCUACAGUACGUGCUCGCCCUAUACACUGUACUUCGACAAUAACCUGCCUGUUAACAAGAUAAUAAGAACGAGAAUGAAAGUAAAUACAGUCUCUUCUGCCGGCAGUAAUUCCAGAAAGGAAUUUAACACGGAAUUGGGAAAGAUUAGAAAAAUCCCAAGAAAUCAGAAUCCUAUUGAGCAACUAGAGGUUCAAAGUCCAAUCGACCUGGAAAGUUUAACGACUCAGCCGAAACUCUCUACAGUUGUUACUGGAAUGUUGCAGUCUGAUCAGGAAGAAACAAAAACUCAAUUGACUGUGAAGGAUUCGGGCGCGACUGUGGAUAAAAUUGAGGAUAACGAGGCUCUCCUUAAGGAGGAUUCGAAUCUAUUAUCGCACGAACGGGAAGCUGAAAUGGUUCUUGCAAUUUCAUCCAACGAAGACGCGUCUGAUGAUCACGUCAAUUCAAGCGAAGAUUUGGAGCAUGACGAAUCUACAGAAUCCGAUGGUCCUGCGGAAGCUUUUUUAUCCAAGGAAAUUUCGUCGGACUCCGAAGAAAAGUCUUUCUUGAACUUUGACUCCCCUAAGAAAUCUGUAUCGUUAAGAGUGACGUCGGAAUCUUCAGAAUCUCCCGAAUUUCUAGUCAAUGAAGAGCAUUCUACAACUUCCAGUUGGCAUAACAGGAAUGACCUAAAGGAAAAGUAUGAACUCUCAAAUUCCCAGGAGGAAGAGGGUUAUGAAGAGGACGAUGAAUUUAUCAUCGACGGAGAUUUUAUAAGGAUGCCAGGUGAUCCUUAUCCUUACAGUAGAGACAAUAUAAAGAGAUGGCAAGUGCCAAGUGGAAAAGGAAUCAGUAAAGAAGACUCCGCUCAACCGCCAUUGAGUACUUCGGCCAACGAAGCGGUCCGGACUUACGAUAAUUAUAAAGUAUCCGAGCUUGCAAGUUCUCCUAAUUCUGAACGAGCCGCGACACAAUUUUCCGAUUCCCGCCACCGUAUGGAGACUGAUUCCAUUCAGCAUCAGGCGCCCGUCCGGAAAAUGUCACGAACUACCCAAAAGGAAAGGAAAACGUCAUCUAUCUCGAAACUCGGCGAACUCUCUGAAGCUAGAGAACAUUCGCCAUUACGUUACUAUAAAACAGCUAUAGAAAACCAUUUGGUGCCAAACUGUCUACGAAAUAAUAGCAAACAGAAUUUCAGUACCAACCAACAAAAUUCAUCCCUCAGAGGAAAUCCCAUUCUGUCACCCCGUGCUAUCUAUGCAGAGAGUUAUCUCUUUAAUAUCGACAGGAGAAGCAUCCUGAAUGACAAAACUGAGACGAGUGAAUCUCAGAAGGACAAACAGGACGAUGCUUAACAUAUUUUCGUAAUAUAUCUGAAGUUGACGCUGUCCGGGAAGCAAUCACAGGAGCGAGCUACUGAGAUCAAAGAUCGAAUUGAUGGAUCCGAGGAAUUUGAGGAGCCGAUGAAACCUAAGAUAAGUCCUGACGAUCAUCCUUGGUCUGAGCAAGAGAGGGAACACGACACUGAGGUGACGGAUCG